GAGAGCUAGUGAAGACAGUGCUGGGUAAUGUAUGACUUAUAUUAGGUUUACGAGCUGCGAGUUCCAUGGUAGUAUUUUCUGUUGGGGCAUCAGGAAGAUAAAACUAGGCUUGGAGUCAAAGCUACAUACUUCUGCUGUUUGGGACCCUGAGAUAGGUGGAGCUGAGUUGUCCGCGAUUAUUCAUCCAAAAAUGUUUUGUUUAACAAACGCCCUCCUGGUUUAGUCAUUUGGCAGGCCCUGAGCGCUUAGAAGAAAAAAAACAGUCUACUUGAGGAAGGCUAGAUCAUACAACCCCCCUGUCUCUUUUAAAGGGCGCGCGCUCAGGUGUUCAGCAGCUGAACACAGACGAUAUGCAGAAGUGUUCGCUCUUACCAGAAGAAACCAGCUACGUGGACUAGCGGAAAAACUACGGCUUCGCGAGGGCACAAACUUGUGGCUCAUAAUUAUGCAAACAUUUGCCAUUUUAAACGUUUUAGAUGUUUAAAAGGAGUUUCGGCAUCGCGUUGGCAUUUCUUGCCGUCGCGGUGUUUCCACUGCUGCUGGAAUGUGCCACAACAUGUCGGAUGGUAAAUCAAACGGAUUAUGUUGAGGGAGACUGCCCUGUGAAACUGACCUCAGUCCAGGACUCUAAGGGGAGUUACUCUGAACGUGUCACUGUCCAUGUUUGGAUGAAGUCUGGUGACUUCCGUGAUGCCCCGAAGAUUGAAAUUCAACACUCUCAACAACUUGACACAAUUAGGCCUAUCAUGAAAAAAACGCCUAACUAUAAAAAAAAACCAGGUGAAAACCAUGUCAAGUGCAAGUCACAUAGCAAUGCCAGUUUUGCUCUGUGGGAGGUGAAACAUGAUUGUGAUGAAGCUGUAGCAAACAGUGUUGUUUCUGCGUCCUACAUCACAAAUUCAACACGCUGCAGUGUCAAUUACACAGUACCAGAUCCCAAGCCAGACUUUAAUCUGUCUGUGAACCUGUCGUCUAAAUCCAUCUCGGUCACCGUGGAGCCUGGAGACAAAGUUUACGCCAAAUGGUGUUACAAAAAAAGUCAAGUGGACUGCAUCGGCGGUGAACAUUCCCGCCAAAUUACUAUUGAUCCAUCUCAGUUUCGAUCAGCUCUUCUUAGCAUCCGUUACCUGCUGCCCUGUCUGUGUGUGCAGGUAUAUUACACCCGUACGGAUUCCCUGCGACAUACAAAGUGCCCAUUUCAAAGUGAGAGCCUUGCAGAUGUCAGAGAUGUUUGGCUCUCUUCUGAAGUCACACUGUAUGAGUCAAGUUUAAAGUGGAGCUCAGAGUGUCCUGCCAGUGACCUGAGGAUCUCUGCCUCCCUCUGCUGGAGGCAACACGAACACCUCUGCACACCUGAACUCAACUCCACACUGGAGAAAGAGAAGGAAGAUGGGCCAGACCUGAUUUAUAACACAUCUGCAGUGGACAAACACCCUCAGAUGUGUGUGCAGUUUUCUCUACAAGGCAGCCAUCAUAUAUCUUGCCCCUUCCAAGCCGACAUGUCUUCAUGGGAGGUGUAUAUCAGACCUGGCAGGAUGAGUGUGUUUUUGUAUCUCACCUCUUUUGUUCCUGCUGCAAAGUUCUCAGCUCAACUCUGUGUCCUUAAUAAGAGGGGAUGUACACCCAUGGGGCAGGUCCACUCUGUGACAAUGGAACGGACUACUACUGAAACAACGAUAAAUGUGCCUCUUCACUUUCUUGCUGAGAAGCCGUGUGUGCAGGUGUGGCGGUCGGAUCCUGCUCUUCAUGGUAGAAGAAUUCUGUGCCCGGACUACACGCACAACAGAUGCGGCAUGUAUGCUGUGGCAGUUUUGUUAUUUGUGGUUAUUGUUGCUUUACUGGGAUUUUGUAUCCACCGUCUCACCAAGAGUGGAGCUGCAGGUUGGCUCUGCAUCCAGGAGCCAGUGUUGCUGGUGUGCUCAUCAGAGCAGUCAGCCCACGUCUCUGCCGUGUGUGCAUUAGCCUCAAUCCUGCAGGGGGAGCUAAGUGCCAAAGUGCACAUGGCUUUGUGGGCCCAAAGCUCACAAACACAGACUGGGACUGGAGUGGCAGAUCUGGGUCCACUUCCCUGGCUGUACGGGCAGUGGGAAGCUGUGCGUAAGGCACAAGGAAAAGUGCUGAUUAUUUGGAGUCCUGAAGCCACAAAGACUUAUGAGAAGUGGAGGGAGGAGAGGGAAAACAUUGAUAAGAAUGAGAGAAAAGAGGAAGAUUACAGCAAAGUAGAGGUGAGACAUGAGAAAAUAAGAGAAGAGCGGGACGAGGAUUUGAAACUAAUUGCAAGAAGACUGGGAAAAUGCAAAAAAGAGAAAGCUGCGGGGAAAAAAGGUUGUGCCAGGUUAUGUGAUGAUAAAGACUGGUACACCCAGAGGGAGCCCUCUACAGUGAUCGUACCAGUGUUUACUGCUGCUCUGGCCUGCCUAGAUGGGGCACUGCAGGAAUGCAAAGGUCAAGGAGUAGCCCUUGUCUUCUUCCACGGCCUCUGCCAAAGCAGGGACAUCCCAAAGGCCUUGAGAGGUGUCCAUCGAUACUGCUUACCGCAGGAUUUCAGGGGUUUAAUACAGGAGCUGGGAGGGAUGAGAAGACAGACACAAACUGGUAAAUUAAGGUGGAACUGCUGGCCCAGACUCCUGUCUAAAGUGUUGUCACUGUGGCUGGCACGGCAGCUUGCCCAAAGACUACAAACACUGCUGCCUCAGACGCAAGGAAAGAAAAUGCAAGAGCUGAGCGUCACAUCGUCACAAAAAAUGAUGUCAGAUAAGACUCAAAGCAGGCUCAAGUUGCCACUGGCAGCCAACGUGGAAAGGCCAGGAACUGUACAAGAGCACGAGCCUCUCCAUGUGUUGCCAUGGCGAGAAGAGAAACUUUGAUCUCAGGUUUCAAGUGUCUAAUGGGGACAGGCCGUUUGUUCUGCUGGAAACAUGA
Perca flavescens (yellow perch) is the source of this 2922-nucleotide messenger RNA. RefSeq lists its product as uncharacterized. Gene Ontology annotation, molecular function: interleukin-17 receptor activity. NCBI's taxonomy places the organism in Eukaryota, Metazoa, Chordata, Actinopteri, Perciformes, Percidae. The transcript has 17 exons. The record is from RefSeq and is a predicted model, not a curated record. The coding region runs from base 477 to 2867 and encodes 796 amino acids.